UCCAAGAUGGCGGUCGCACGAAAAUUUAUUGAUAAAAAAUUACUUCACAAUGUCAUACGAAACACUGAUGCUCAUAAUAAGAUUGAAGAAGAAAAGAUCAUGUGGAGAGUUCAUCGAGCGAAAAGUAAGCGUGGCUAUUCCACCAGGCACAACGACGCAAGAAAAAGUUCGCCAAGAAAGAAUGCAUGCUCAGAGAGAACUAACGGUACAUACUGGAUGAAAGAGUUAACGAGUUAUGAAAGUUCUUUGUCUGAUAGGUGGGGACAUAAUGGAUACAAAGAACUUUAUCCUGAAGAAUUUGAAGAUAAAGAAAAAGACAGCCAUAGUGAUGAAGAGAAGAGGAGACGAAGAAAAAGAAAAAAAGAGAAAAAGGAUAGAAAAAACAAAGCUAGAGACAGCAAAAAGAAAUCAAGAACCCCAGAUAAAAUCCACAGGAAAAGAACAUCUAGAAAAGACUCUGAAAGCUUUAAUCACAAAGCAUCCAAGAGAACAAAGAAAUCACAAGUUAGUGCGCCGUCAAAGAAACUAUCGGCCCAUAAAAUAAAGAAAGAGGGUGUAAAACGACGAAAAACGAAACAUGAAUGACUAUUGUAGUAAAUAUUUGGAAUACUAAAUAAUUCGUUAUUUAUGUUUGUUGACAUUUGAAUUGAUAUUUUAAAACAAAACAAACAUCUUUUCAUUAACGAUAUCUCGGAUAUCAUGCAAUAAAAUAAACGUCAUGUCUGUACUUUUUUACAUUUCUGCUCGACUUUUUGUCAGACUACAUACAUGUAAUUUACGAUUCUUUAAGCCCUUUGUCGUACUAGUCACGUAGGAUGUUUAAAGGAAAUCAAUAAAUGCUGCUAGACCGAGCGCAUGCAGCAAAACUAUGAAAUAAAAACCAUUUGUGUCUCGUGUAAA
Molecule: messenger RNA, 900 nt
Organism: Actinia tenebrosa (Australian red waratah sea anemone)
Lineage: Eukaryota; Metazoa; Cnidaria; Anthozoa; Actiniaria; Actiniidae
Source: RefSeq, a predicted model, not a curated record